UAGUCUUUAAAUACUUAAGAGUUUUGAGGAAUCCAAAAAAUCAAAUAGGACCAAGUCUCAAUCUUUUGUCUGCCGGGGAAUUAUCUUCCUUCCCACGCGUUUUCAAACCCAUUAUAUAACAAAAACAAAAACAAAAAUUGUACCAUAUUAAGAAGCUUCUAAAUCCCAUUCGUUCCAGAUUCAGCUCCUUCCCGGAUGUUUCCUCUCAGGGACAAAAAUGUCAAAAAAGGCCACGAAAUAUGCCACGUCACCUUCCCCGAGCCUAAGUCCAUCCCAAACCCCCUGUUGACCUCCUUUAUUCAAUCCUUCUUCCUCCUCUCCCCGCCCCCGCGGUUUCUGUCCCUUCCCUUGACCCUGCGGGGCUAGAGUUGUUGAACCGGCGACCGGUUUGACCGGUCUUCUCCCUCCCCCCGGCAGCCAUUAAGGAACAACCCCCGCGGUUUCAAUCUCUCUCUCUCUCUCUCUCUCCUCCUUCCUUAAUUUCUUCACCUUCCUCCUCGACGACAUAAGCCAAUACCCAAUUCCAUUGCCUUCCAAAAACUCUCUCUCUCUCUCUCUCUCUCUCUCUCUCUCUCUCUCUCUCUCUCUCUCUCUCUUUGUGAUUGGAAAUUGGAAUCGGAUCGACCAAGCAGCAAAGCAUGAACGAUCUCUUCUCCCGCUCCUUCUCCCGCUUCCGAAGCGAUCCAGUCUACUCGCCGGAUCGCGGUCAGUCCGGGGUUCAGAUGUCCGCCGCCGGUGGAGGAGGAGUCAACCUCGACAAGUUCUUCGAAGACGUCGAGUCCAUCAAGGAGGAGCUCAGAGAGAUCGAAUCUCUCCACCAGCGGCUUCAGAACUCGCAUGAACAGAGUAAGACCCUGCACAACGCGCAGUCCGUGAAGGAUCUGCGGUCCCGCAUGGAUUCUGAUGUCUCCCUCGCCCUCAAGAAGGCUAAGGUAAUUAAGGUUCGGCUGGAGGCACUCGACCGUUCCAACGCCGCCAAUCGCACCCUUCCCGGCUGCGGUCCCGGCUCAUCCGCCGAUCGCACGCGUACCUCCGUCGUCAACGGCCUUCGCAAGAAGCUACGCGACUUUAUGGACUCCUUCAACUCUCUCCGCCAGCACAUCUCCUCCGACUACCGCGAGACGGUGCAGCGCCGCUACUUCACCGUCACCGGCGAGAAUCCGAACGAGGAAACAGUCGAUCUGCUCAUCUCCACCGGCCAGAGCGAGACUUUUCUCCAGAAGGCCAUCCAGGAACAAGGUAGAGGGAGGAUAAUGGACACAAUAGUGGAGAUUCAGGAGAGGCAUGACGCGGCGAAGGAGAUGGAAAGCAACCUGAGGGAGCUGCACCAGGUGUUCCUGGACAUGGCGGUGUUAGUGGAGGCGCAGGGGGAGCAGCUGGACGACAUCGAGAGCCAGGUGGCGAGGGCCAAUUCGUUCGUGAGGGGCGGGACCCAGCAGUUGCAGACGGCCCGGAAGCACCAGAAAAAUACCCGCAAGUGGACCUGCUACGCCAUCACCCUCUUGCUGGUCAUCAUCUUGUUCGUCGUCUUGUUCACGGUCAGGCCGUGGGAGAGCAACGGCGGCGGCGGCGGCGGCGGUACCAGCCCCGCCCAGCCCUCCCCCCCUGCCUAGCCGUAACAUUGCUGCGGUCCCAUUAUCUCCAUUGUAGGCAACGAUGCAUAAUAGUAAUUUUAUUUUUCGCCCAUUUUCGAUUUACAUGAAUAUUUUUUUUUUUCUGGGGAGUAAUGCCUUUAAUGUGAAUAGCAAUUUGGAGGGUGGAAGAGGAUAUUUGAUUGAUGAAAUGGAGUGAUUAUUUUGAUCACUCUAUACUUUUUUGCUUUUUUGUAGAAAGUCCUUAUAGAUCAUUAUUUGCAUUCCUUUUCUUUA
Molecule: messenger RNA, 1868 nt
Organism: Malania oleifera
Lineage: Eukaryota; Viridiplantae; Streptophyta; Magnoliopsida; Santalales; Ximeniaceae
Product: syntaxin-121-like
Exons: 2
Coding region: 639-1613 (324 amino acids)
Biological process (GO): vesicle fusion; intracellular protein transport; exocytosis
Cellular component (GO): plasma membrane; SNARE complex; endomembrane system
Molecular function (GO): SNAP receptor activity; SNARE binding
Source: RefSeq, a predicted model, not a curated record